GAAGAGAUGUGGGCCAGAUUUGUCAGAGAUGUCCUCAAACCUUACAUCUCUAGCCUGGAGAGCAACAUGGAGAGGAGGUUCCAGGAUAUUGAAGUGCUGGGGGCCUUCAGUGUCCUGGGUCCAAAGGCAGUCGCCUUAAAUGAUGAAGUCACUAACAUUUCAAUGUUGCAGACUCUCACAAAAAAAUUCAUCCCAGGGCAGGAGGACACUGUUAUACAAGAGUGGACCUCCUACAAGCAGCAUGUUCACGUUGGAACAUUUAAGGACAAAACACAAGCUGAGGUAAUGCAGCUCCUGGCGAGUGAGAAGGAUGAAUGGGCAGAGAUUUACCCAAACCUCUGCCUUUUAGCUUCAGCUGGGCUGGUCAUCCCAGUCUCCAGUGUCAACUGCGAGAGGGAUUUUUCCACAAUGAACAGGGUGAAACUGUCUGUUUUACAGGUGAAAACUGACCUGAGAAACAGGCUGAAAGGGGAGCACCUGGCUGCAUGUCUGCGGAUAGCAGUAAAUGGACCAGCACCAGAGGCGUUCCCAUACUCAGAGGCGUUGGAGCUGUUCUUCACCAAACCCAGAAGGAUUAAGUGCUCUGACAAACAGUGCCAUCUUUGUCAAUAAUGAAAAUGUUGGUCAACUCAAAUAUUGUCAUAUGUCAAUAUUAAGAUAAUUGUUCUAACAUCCCGUGAUAUAUUAUUUUACUCGUAUUGCUCAGCCUUAGUGUUAAGUCUUAUUAUUAUUUCACAUUGGUUUAACAUAGUGCAUAUUCCAGAACAUAUUUGUGUAAAUAAACACCACCUAAUAUAAUAACUAUAAACUAAUAUAGACUAUACAUAAAGAACAAAAAAGUGGGCGGGUUAAUGUGGCCCCGGGUCCAGUUCAGGUUCAAUAUAUUUCACUAUAGUCACAUUACGAAAGGAAAACAACUGAUGAUCAAACAUGUUAACAUAAAUAAACAUGUUAAUACAAACGUU
Molecule: messenger RNA, 965 nt
Organism: Pseudoliparis swirei
Lineage: Eukaryota; Metazoa; Chordata; Actinopteri; Perciformes; Liparidae
Product: zinc finger protein 862-like
Exons: 4
Coding region: 7-612 (201 amino acids)
Molecular function (GO): protein dimerization activity
Source: RefSeq, a predicted model, not a curated record